AUGUCCUUUAAUAAUGAUGAGUUCAAACAAGUGAAGACUGCAUACAAUUUCACGGGAAAAGUGAUUUUAACGACCGGAUCCAGUUCUGGCAUAGGGGAGGGUAUUGUCAAACUGUUUUCACGAUUGGGUGCCAGUGUUGUGGUCACCGGUAGGAAAGCCGCUGAAGUCAAACGAGUGGCAAAAGAAGCUCAAGAAUUAUCGCCAAAUAAUUUGAAGCCGCUGGAAGUGGUGGCAGAUGUGGCCAAAAGUGAGGAUUUAAAGCGACUUUUGAGUGAAACGAUCAAAACUUUUGGAAAGUUAGAUAUUUUGGUGAAUAACGCAGGGAUGGGCCGGUAUGCGAAUAUUAAGGACGACGAUAUACUGGCUAACUUUGAUCAGACUAUGAAUGUCAAUCUAAGAUCGUAUAUUGAAUUAAUUCAUAUGUCUGUCCCUUAUUUGGACAAAACCAACGGAAGUAUUAUUAGUAUUUCGAGUAUCGCUGCUCUCAGACCGACUUUUAUUGGACUUUCGUAUUCAGCGUCCAAAGCAGCCCUCGAUAUCGUAUCUAAAGUUAUGGCCACAGAAUUGGGUCCAAGAAUAAGAGUCAAUGUUAUUAAUCCGGGUCCAGUGCUAACAAACUUUAUAAGCAAUAAUCCGGUGGCGGAUCAGGAAAAAUUUGCAGCAAAUUUUAAUGAAGUGAUUGGACGGAUACCACUGCGAAGAGCCGGGUCACCCCUAGACAUCGCCAAAGGGGUGGCAUUCCUGGCAUCACCUGAAGCGGGCUUUAUUACCGGCGCUAAUAUUGUGAUGGAUGGAGGAAUUAUUAAUAUCUAG
Molecule: messenger RNA, 813 nt
Organism: Oppiella nova
Lineage: Eukaryota; Metazoa; Arthropoda; Arachnida; Sarcoptiformes; Oppiidae
Source: the annotation of a GenBank genome assembly